Mercurialis annua (annual mercury) is the source of this 2053-nucleotide messenger RNA. RefSeq lists its product as uncharacterized. Gene Ontology annotation, cellular component: nucleus. The record is from RefSeq and is a predicted model, not a curated record. NCBI's taxonomy places the organism in Eukaryota, Viridiplantae, Streptophyta, Magnoliopsida, Malpighiales, Euphorbiaceae. Gene Ontology annotation, biological process: regulation of gene expression. Gene Ontology annotation, molecular function: chromatin binding. The transcript has a single exon. Bases 271 to 1824 code for a protein of 517 amino acids.
AUAAUUUGCUCACAUAACACUAAUAGAGAGUUUGUUUGAAUGUCUGUAAUAGGUUUUAUCCUCCAUUUUCCGGAAGGAAGAAGAUUGAAUAGUGAGUUCGUCCGUUCUGCUGAGCAGCUAUAAAAUUAGGGUUUUGCUGUACCUUCGCAUCAUUUUACAAUUUCAAUUUCAAUUUCUGAUUCGAAUUCGAAAAUUAUUACAUUCGCAUUACAUAGUAACAGAUUAUCAUUACUUUCCACCACUUCGUCAACAAAUUCGAAAACCCUAAUAAUGGGUAGGCCAGCAUCUAUCAUUGAAAUCCCAGAUAAACGGUACCAUCCUCACCACAGUAACUCCCGUUAUACGCCCGAUCGCAACGCCUCUCCGGAUUACAACCGCCGUAGAGAUCGCCGCAGUCCCUCGUACCACAAUUACGAUGAUCGUCACCGUGAAACAAAUCGCAGACACUACCGUUCAAGUUCACCGGAUGAUUAUCGUAGCCCUAGAAGGAGGAGAAGCCCAAGCCCUCGGAUUGAGAAAACCCUAGAUUCUCUUCCGAGAAAGUUCGGUGGCAGGGGGCGGGCGUAUCUUGAUAGGAAUGGAAGGGAUUCGGAAUCGGAAUCUGAUGAGGAGUUGAAAGGGUUGAGUUUUGAGGAGAGGAGGAGGAUGAAGAGGCAGAAGAUGAGAAAGAAUAUUGAGAGGUAUUGUAUUUGGAGUAUUACGCCUAGUCCGCCGAGGAAUGAAAACGAUGAGGAUGAGGAUUUUGAAGAUAAAGCUGAUGAAAUUUUAGAGAAGCAUGGGGAGGAGGAUGUUGGGAAGAGCAAUUUGAUUGUGAAAGAGAAAGGCAAGGGUAAAUCGAAGUCCGAUUCUGGGGAUUCGGAGAGUAGUAAUUCGGAAAGUGAUUCACAGUCUGCAUCGGAUUCAGACGACUCUAGGUCUAGAAAGAAGAAGAGGGGUUCGAGUUCUAAACGUAGGAGAAGGAGAAGGAGAUUGUCUAGGGAUAGUGGUAGUGAAUCAGAUGAUGAGAGUGCGAGUGGAUCGGAUUCUGAAGAGUACAGAAAACGCAGGAAGUUGCGGAAGAAGAGCACCAGCAGGGUAAAGAAGAGUAGUAAGAGCAGGCGGAGAAGGGAUAGGAGGAAGAAGAAGAGUAGGUAUAGCGACUCGGAUGAUAGUGAGAGUGAAGAAUCUGACGAUAAGCCUAAGAAGCGGAGGGGUUCGGGUUCAGGAUCCAAACACAGCAAGAAGAAGAGAAAGUCUGAAACUGAGAGUGGUGGUUCGUCUUUGGAUGAGGAGGGUUCGGGUUUUGAAAGUGAUUCAAAGAGGAAAUUGAAGGCAGACGAGGUGGAUGUACCUGAAAUUGAUGAAGACGAGGCACUUGGCAUUAAAGAGAUACUUGAGGCGCAAAAGAAGCCUGCUUUGGAUAAUGAACCUGAAGUUGGGCCAAUGCCAUUGCCUAGAGCUGAAGGCCAUAUUAGUUAUGGUGGAGCACUGAGACCCGGUGAAGGUGAUGCCAUCGCGCAGUAUGUGCAGCAAGGGAAGCGUAUUCCACGGAGAGGAGAAGUGGGUCUUUCUGCUGAAGAGAUUCAAAAGUUCGAGUGUCUUGGGUAUGUGAUGAGUGGCAGUAGGCAUCAAAGGAUGAAUGCCAUUCGUAUUAGGAAAGAAAAUCAAGUUUACAGUGCUGAAGAUAAGCGGGCUUUGGCUAUGUUUAACUAUGAAGAGAAGGCUAAACGUGAGCAUAAAGUUAUGGCUGAUUUGCAGAGGCUGGUGCAGCGCCAUAUUGGGCAGGAUGUUGGUCCCAAUCAUGAUCCCUUUGCAGGAAAAACAACUGAUGGAGCUGAUGCUUGAUACUGAGGUCCGUUUAUUAUUAUUAGUAGUGUAAUUUCACAAUGCCAUAAACUUGGAGCUUUGUAAUUCAACUGAUAUUUAGUGGAUUUUGAUCGGCUUUCUAAAGGCAAGCUUGCAAUGUCAGUUAUAUGAUUGGGCUUUGUAUUUCAUAUUAUAUUUUCAGGAGAAUGACGAGCACAAUUGUAUUGUAUAGCUGAUUUUAACUAUUUAAAUGGUUUUCCAUUUUGAA